AUCUGCGGAAUCGGUCGCGCUUAACGUCAACAUUGUCAAUCAUGGUCGUUUCUGCCUUAUAAAAAAAAUAGUAGAUCUUCUUCCCACAUUAGUAGAAGUUCGCAUGUUAUCCAACUUUUAAGUAUUCUCUGUGAACAUGAACCUACUGUGUGAAUAGCUUUUUGUGUUUUGGCUCAAGAGGAACUGUCAUUCAAUGUGUAUCAACUCGCGGGAUUUUAAGUCAUUUAAGUGCCAUUUGGUGCAUCCGGUGCACUACAAUUUUCAGAACCAUUAAAAAUACGAAGUUCUAGGAAGUUAACUACAAAUACAUCAAACAGUAGAUUUUGCGAAAUGCUCCAGUUAGAGUAUUUCUCCCUAAUUCCCAUCGAUGAAUUGGAAAACACAGAUGAGAACACUUGGUUGUAUGUGUUGGAAAUCCGUCCACUAAAAUUGGCUUAUAGUCCAACGCCCAGCAAUGUCACACAGCCUGGUCUGAAUUCAACAAUCAAUCUGAAAGACAAUUCAGAGUGGCUAGAUAAUCUGAGUCCAGGAGAUAUCCUUCUGCAGGAUGUUAUAGUUACAGACACAAUAUCAGAAAACGAUCAAACAAAAAUCAUUGAUACUCGAACAUUUACACGACCCCGCAAAAACCGAUUUUCACCGUCUUUGCUAAAGCCAAUUUCCCAGCAGGAUGAGAAUUCUCAGUUAAAUAGCACAUAUAAUUACAAGACGGGGGAUGCUGUCAACAGGGCCGAUGUAUUGAACGCUACAGUCGUCAUCGAUGAACCAACGAACAACUUUGGUGCUGCAACACAAGGCGAAUUAAACGCCACCUUUCCUGUCGAACUGAAUGCACCUGCAGAGGAGGAAUUGAGUCCUUGCAACAACAACGUUUACAACUUGAAUAGUACCUUUCCAACGCAACCACCAUCUGACCGCAGUUACUCAAUCGCGCCUGCCAAAGCGGUCCUAAAUGCCACUUAUGUAGAAGAGGUACCUGUUCAAGACCCCAUAACAUCAGAGUCACGAAACUAUUGCCUAGACGAACUUGAUGAGCUUAAUGAACUCGAAGAGGAAGACCGGUGUGAUUUUAACGAAGAAGGCUUCCGCAAACCUCUGAUGCCUGGUGCUGUGCCAAAAAAACCUUUAAUUCGAACUUCAACAUGGAAUCACGAAGUGCCCUCGCCCAAGAAAGAAAUCACACCUCCGUCAUCUAAAAUCACCCCUCCCUCUUCCAAGAUUACCCCUCCUGCUACCAAUGGGCUUAAAGAUAUCGAAAAAAUGGCCAAGCUACAGGAAGACAUUUUGGCUCAAACGUCUACACCGAUGGGUCAACGCCGUUUUAGUGCAUUUCCGCGACCAGCUGAGGUGGAUCAUCAUUUAGGGUCACCCAUUGUCAGCUUGGCAGAGGGCAUUGCCAAUUUCGGCCCACCCCAUCCACUGAGGGAGUCUAUUAUCGAGAAUGCCAAUUUAGAGUUGACAUUGGACAAUUCCAAUAAUCGAACACGAGGUGAUUACUUUGCUCCAGAUCAAGGGCAUCUAACUUUCGACAAAUCUCAAAAUUCGGUGGAGAACCAAUCCGAAUCGCCCACCAGUCCGGCAAGCAGUCCGUACAGCUCGCAGUCACUGGAUAGCGAAACGGGUGGUACGACGUCGGCGCGAGAAAUGAUUCGACGAAGUAUGCCCAACUUGAACAAUCAAUCCCGAAUGCGCUUGCCUCAACCCUCGUCUGGGAAUCUGAACCGGCAGCACGGAAGCGAUUCCGGAUUAAGGCCUCCUUCAAUGAAUAAUGUGGUCCGACCGCCUAUGCAGAACGGUUCGGCUCUCGGUCUGGUGAGACCACAAUUUAAAGUGCCUCAACCACCGCUACCCGUCGAAACGACUUUGAAUGCCACCAGAGGGACAGCGCCAACUCAACCGGUUAGGUCCAGCCAAUUGCAGCAACCAAGACUGUCGGGAUUAGCCCCUCCGGCGCGCGGCAGUCUUCUCCCCAAUGCGGCAUCAAAGUUGAAACCCCUUCAAUUAGUGGCUCCGCGGGCGAGUGCUGCUGCUGCUUUGCCGGUCAAAGCUGCUGUCAUCCCAGCGGCGAAGGCGUCUAACGACGAGCUUAACUCUACGGUCAUCAUGGAGAAACCGUCGGUGCUGGCCGCCGCCCCUGUCCAUUCAGGCAUUCCGCGCCCUUCCAUGUCGAAAAUUCCUAUGCCGCGAACGAUGAAGUCUUCCAUUCCGAUGCCGGCUUCUAACCGGCCACGCGCGCCACCUCAGUGACAUCCCACCUAACCCACCAUUAUUUUUCAAAACUAUUUGGUUUUCUCUUUCACUUAAAAGAGACAUGCACUCAUAUUAGAUUCUAAAAUGAAGUUUAUAUGUCUUGAGACUGAGGAUUCGUAUCAUUCAACAUGUUGGGUGUGUGUAAGUGUGUUGCGAAACACGCGCCGUGCUAGAACAGAUAAGGUAAAA
Messenger RNA from Daphnia carinata, 2439 nucleotides. RefSeq lists its product as uncharacterized. The transcript has 10 exons. NCBI's taxonomy places the organism in Eukaryota, Metazoa, Arthropoda, Branchiopoda, Diplostraca, Daphniidae. The record is from RefSeq and is a predicted model, not a curated record. Bases 331 to 2247 code for a protein of 638 amino acids.